This is a messenger RNA of Mercenaria mercenaria, 692 nucleotides long. RefSeq lists its product as uncharacterized. The transcript has 3 exons. Bases 384 to 692 code for a protein of 102 amino acids. Lineage: Eukaryota; Metazoa; Mollusca; Bivalvia; Venerida; Veneridae. The record is from RefSeq and is a predicted model, not a curated record.
UUUGCGACAUUCGAAAAUCAAAUUAUUCCGGCACCACGGAUCAAUUAUACGCGCGUGUAAUGAUUUGUCGAGAAAAACAAUCAUUUUAGAAAAGAUUAAUAUCAAUUAUAGUUCUAGAUUCAUGUAUUAACAUCGUCUUUAUCAUAUGAUUUUAGUAACACCCACAUUUGCGACAGCUAAUUUUGUCUAUUUUCGUGUUAUUUUACAUGAUAAAUUUGGAAAAUUAAGCUUCCCUGAGGGUUAAAAAGAGUUACCGAUGGUGUCCUUACACUAUUUUUGUCUUUAUAAUUCAUUAAAUAUUCUUACAAAAGUCUUCAUAUUAAAGAAAAUCGUCGGAGACAUGGAAAAUAUUGAAAUCGGGAGUUAUCUGACAUUCAGUGAUCAUGGCUGGCCCAGCAACCCCUGCACCCACUCCAAAACCCACAACCCAGGCACCAGUCACCAAAAAAACAGGAGAAACCACACUAAAAGGAAGUGGAACAACUCCAAAACCUGUACAAACUACCAAAGGAUCAGGGUACACAGUUGUUCCAGAAGGAACCAGUACAGUUGGUACACCAGGUAAACAAGAAGGAAAUGGCGUUGGAGGAAUUGCUGCCAUUACUGCUGCCUUCGUUGUUGUAUUGUUCAUUGUUGUAUUUGCUGUUGGAUGUUUCACUUUAAAGUACAACUCUAGAAUAAGAAGAGUAUGA